GCUAAAUUGUAAACCAUGGCGUGGGUACCAGGGGAAUCUGCAGUGGAAGAGUUGAUGCCCCGUCUGUUGCCAGUGGAGCCCUGCGACUUGACAGAAGGUUUCGAUCCUUCUAUACCCCCGAGGACGCCUCAGGAAUACUUGAGGAGGGUCCAGAUUGAAGCCGCUCAAUGUCCAGAUGUUGUGGUAGCUCAAAUUGACCCAAAGAAGUUGAAGAGGAAGCAAAGUGUGAAUAUUUCUCUUUCAGGAUGUCAGCCUGCUCCUGAAGGGUAUUCCCCUACACUUCAGUGGCAGCAACAGCAAGUGGCACAAUUUUCAGCUGUUCGACAGAAUGUGAACAGACAUAGAAGCCACUGGAAAUCACAACAGCUGGAUAGUAAUGUGACCAUGCCAAAAUCUGAAGAUGAAGAAGGCUGGAAAAAAUUUUGUCUGGGUGAAAGGUUAUGUUCUGAAGGGGCUGUUGGACCAGCUAAAAACGAAAGUCCUGGAAUAGAUUAUAUACAAAUUGGUUUUCCCCCCUUGCUUAGUAUUGUUAGCAGAAUGAAUCAGGCAACAAUAGCCAGUGUCUUGGAAUAUCUGAGUAAUUGGUUUGGAGAAAGAGACUUUACUCCAGAAUUGGGAAGAUGGCUUUAUGCUUUAUUGGCUUGUCUUGAAAAACCUUUGUUACCUGAGGCUCAUUCACUGAUUCGGCAGCUUGCAAGAAGAUGCUCUGAAGUGAGACUCUUAGUGAACAGCAGAGAUGAUGAGAGGGUUCCUGCUUUGAAUUUAUUAAUCUGCUUGGUUAGCAGGUAUUUUGACCAACGUGAUUUAGCCGAUGAGCCAUCCUGAUGUAGUUGUUCUCUCAGGGAUAGAAGAUACUUGUGAUGAAGGCGGCCUGUAUGAGGAACUGCAAUGCCAGUUCAAGUACAAACUGCAUCAUAGCUUCAGCAUUAUGUAAGGGGUCUUCAUCUUAACUGUGCAACUCAAGCUGAUAUGCAGAAGAUAGAGUAUAUGGAUUUGAAUAGCUGAAGUAUCUUUGUAUAAUCCCACCUAAUUUCAGAUGAACAGUUUUGAAGUUUUUUAUAACCACAUACAAAAGUGUAUGAAGAAAUUUUACAAAUGCCCUUGGUGCUG
Molecule: messenger RNA, 1110 nt
Organism: Phyllostomus hastatus (greater spear-nosed bat)
Lineage: Eukaryota; Metazoa; Chordata; Mammalia; Chiroptera; Phyllostomidae
Gene: GEMIN2
Product: gem nuclear organelle associated protein 2
Exons: 10
Coding region: 16-825 (269 amino acids)
Biological process (GO): spliceosomal complex assembly; spliceosomal snRNP assembly
Cellular component (GO): nucleus; spliceosomal complex; SMN complex
Source: RefSeq, a predicted model, not a curated record